CAGAGAGGACAAAAAUUAGAAAAAAAAAAAAAAAAAAGAACGCACAACAGAACAAAGACAAAGUCCCAAAAUCCAACUGUUCUUCUUCUUCUCUCUCCCACUCUAAAAAUCCUCCGCACUCAAAACCCUAGCUUUCUCCCCCAAUUUUCAUUUUUCCGAUUUUAUUUUCCAACAACAAUAAUAAUAAUAAUUAAUAAUCAGUUCUUUUAUUUAUUUCUCAUUUUUUAAAAUUUUUUUUCUGUUGAUUCCAUUUCUUGUUUUAAUUUUUAUUCCAUUAUUAUUUUCUGUUAUCAUCAUCUCUUUAAUGGAUCUCUAUUUAUAGCUCUGCAAUUCUGUGCAAUUUCAAUCUGUUUUUCUCCUUUUCCUGCAUCUCUUGACGAGAAAACUAAAAAAGAAAAGAGUUUGUUUGUUCUUGAAUUCUUUUUUCUCUGUUCAGCUGUCGAUUUCAAAUAAACAAAAUUUUAUAUUCUAUUUAAAGUUUUUCUAUUUUGCGAUUCUGAUUCUCUCAUGGCUGCGGUUGCUGAGAUCACUGGUGAGCCUGCAGCGGCUGCCGAUACUAACAAUAACAAUAAUAAUACCAACGCCAUCACCACCAAGAAUUUGGAUUCCGAUGCGAAGACAAAAUCGGAAUCCGAAUUCAAUGUUUACAAGCUUGUGGAUAUGUUCACAAAAUUGAAUCCUUUGGCAAAGGAAUUUUUCCCUUCUUCUUACAAUAACGAUAAUAAGACCCGAGACAAUCUUCAUCUCACUGAUUUUGCUGAGCCCAAUAAGCAAUCGGCCAAUGACAAUUUCCCUACUAAUCAAAGGAGAAGAAACAACUAUAACCAGGGGAAGAGGAGGUUGAAUGGGAGAGCUUAUAGAGCACAACGGGAGGAUAGUGUUAGACGAACAGUAUAUGUUUCUGACAUUGAUCAGCAUGUAACUGAAGAGAGGCUUGCUGGCUUGUUCAGUAGUUGCGGACAAGUUGUUGAUUGCCGAGUAUGUGGAGAUCCACAUUCAGUUCUCCGUUUUGCAUUUGUUGAGUUUGCUGAUGAGCAAGGUGCUAGAGCAGCUUUAAACCUCGGUGGGACAAUGCUGGGUUACUAUCCAGUUAGAGUCUUACCUUCAAAAACUGCCAUCCUUCCAGUGAAUCCUACAUUUCUCCCUAGGUCAGAAGAUGAGCGAGAGAUGUGUACCAGGACAGUAUACUGUACAAAUAUUGAUAAAAAGGUUUCGCAGGCUGAAGUGAAAAAUUUCUUUGAAUCGACAUGUGGUGAGGUUACUCGCCUGAGGCUUUUGGGGGAUCAGGUCCAUUCAAGUCGUAUAGCUUUUGUUGAAUUUGCCAGGGCAGAAAGUGCCAUUAUUGCAUUGAAUUGCAGUGGAAUGGUCUUGGGAAGCCAACCCAUCAGGGUAAGUCCAUCAAAGACACCUGUGAGGCCUCGGGUUACUCGCCCAACAUUGCAUUAAUUAAUCUUCAUGGUUUCAAUUCCGUGGAUGGAAUUUUGGUGAUAUUCCCAGUUGAGAGGAACUCCAUUGAGUUGAUGGGGUGGUGAAACUUUCUUUUGUUUCAGUGUUUUCCAUGUUUUCCGCCGGAACAGUGACUUUUUAUUUGUGAGCGAAACAUAUUGUAAACCUGCUUUAAAUUGAAGUUUUUAUACAAGACUGCCUCAGUGUCGAUUACUUUUA
Manihot esculenta (cassava) is the source of this 1665-nucleotide messenger RNA. RefSeq names its product polyadenylate-binding protein-interacting protein 9. Gene Ontology annotation, molecular function: RNA binding. Bases 508 to 1446 code for a protein of 312 amino acids. The record is from RefSeq and is a predicted model, not a curated record. NCBI's taxonomy places the organism in Eukaryota, Viridiplantae, Streptophyta, Magnoliopsida, Malpighiales, Euphorbiaceae. The transcript is spliced from 10 exons.